CUAGGCCACAGUGAAGCCAGUCACCUGUCUGAAUCCAGCACCAGCGUGCAACUUUCUGGCGUCUCCCUUCUCGGUAUAUUGCUAUCAUUGAUAUUUUGAGGCAUAUUCUAUGUACUUCAGAUCUUGAGGCAGGAGCGGCGCUGGAUUUACUGGUAUAUUAAGCCGAGCAUAGUGAGGGGAUAUGGAUAAGGGGCGGGUUUUGUUGUGCCGAGGUAUUGGAAUUCUCGAAAUGGGUAGGUGUUGGUUGGUUGGGAUUUUGAUUGUUUUGGCCAAUGCGUGGUCCUUGGUCCAAGGCUACCCCUCAGAAGAUCUGGUGGUGACUCUUCCUGGCCAACCCAAGGUUGAGUUUAGGCAGUAUGCUGGGUACGUUGAUGUGGAUGUUAACCAUGGAAGGAGUUUGUUCUACUACUUUGUGGAGGCAGAUAAGCACGCCGACCAGAAGCCCCUUACUCUCUGGCUCAAUGGAGGUCCGGGAUGUUCUUCCAUCGGAGGAGGUGCCUUCACUGAAUUGGGCCCCUUCUAUCCUCAUGGUGAUGGCCGUAGGCUCCGAAGAAAUAGAAUGUCUUGGAAUAGAGCAUCUAACCUCUUGUUUGUGGAGUCCCCUGCUGGAGUUGGAUGGUCAUACUCAAAUACGACUUCAGAUUAUAACUGCGGAGAUGCUUCCGCCGCCAAUGAUAUGUACUUAUUCAUGUUGAAAUGGUACGAGAAAUUCCCUACAUUCAGAACAAGGGCGCUGUUCCUUACUGGAGAAAGCUAUGCAGGACAUUACAUACCGCAGUUGGCUAAUGCUCUGCUGAACCAUAACGAAGCCUCGAGCGACUUCAAAUUCAAUAUUAAAGGAGUUGCUAUCGGAAACCCACUGCUGAAACUUGAUCGGGACAUUCCAUCAACCUAUGAAUUCUUCUGGUCGCACGGGAUGAUUUCUGAUGAAAUAGGCCUUGCCAUCACGAAUGAGUGCGAUUUUGAUGAUUAUGCGUUUGCAAGCCCUCACAAUGUGUCCCACUCAUGCAACCGUGCCAUAUCAGAGGCAAAUCGCGUAGUUGGGGAAUAUAUCAACAACUAUGAUGUGAUUCUGGAUGUCUGCUACCCAUCCAUUGUUGAGCAAGAACUGAGAUUAAAAAAGAUGGCCACCAAGAUGAGUUUGGGCAUAGAUGUCUGUAUGAGUCUUGAAAGACGUUUUUACCUCAAUCUUCCUGAGGUUCAGAAGGCUCUGCAUGCUAAUCGUACCAAUCUGCCAUAUUCCUGGUCUAUGUGUAGCGCCAUUUUAAAUUAUAGCGACACCGAUGGGAACAUCAAUAUCCUUCCGAUUCUCAAGAGGAUCGUUGAGAAUAAAAUCCCAGUUUGGGUCUUCAGUGGAGACCAAGAUUCUGUGGUGCCAUUAUUGGGUUCUCGAACGCUGAUUCGUGAGCUAGCCCAUGAUCUGAAGUUUGAGGUGACGGUGCCAUAUGGAGCAUGGUUCCACAAAGGGCAGGUUGGGGGUUGGGCAACGGAGUAUGGAAACUUGUUGACUUUUGCGACGGUGAGAGGGGCUGCCCACAUGGUGCCCUAUGCACAGCCUUCAAGAUCUCUCCAUCUCUUCAGUUCAUUUGUGCGUGGCCGCCGAUUGCCCAACGCCACCCGUCCUUCCAUUGAUGGAUAGCCGCAGUUACUUCCCAAACCAAAGGGCCGAUGCAAAAUGUUCUCCUGUGCCCUUCUCGCCAUUGAAUCCUAACAAAAUUGCAUCUUUUAUAUUCUUUAUUUUCAAAAUUUAGAUAGAGAUUCUGCAAAGUAGAUAUUUUUAUUCCCUUUUAUUAAUUAUUUUCAAUUUCAAUUGAUGGCGUUGUCUUUCCAGUUUGCGUCAACUGAAUUAAAAAUUGGUGAGACUUAAUAGUUUUUUUGAUCAUAUAUUUAAUUAAUUAUUUUUUCAUUCCCCGAAA
This is a messenger RNA of Neltuma alba, 1916 nucleotides long. Its product is annotated as serine carboxypeptidase-like 42. Gene Ontology annotation, biological process: proteolysis. NCBI's taxonomy places the organism in Eukaryota, Viridiplantae, Streptophyta, Magnoliopsida, Fabales, Fabaceae. The record is from RefSeq and is a predicted model, not a curated record. The transcript has 11 exons. Gene Ontology annotation, molecular function: serine-type carboxypeptidase activity. Bases 182 to 1639 code for a protein of 485 amino acids.